Molecule: messenger RNA, 1989 nt
Organism: Manduca sexta (tobacco hornworm)
Lineage: Eukaryota; Metazoa; Arthropoda; Insecta; Lepidoptera; Sphingidae
Exons: 6
Coding region: 40-1086 (348 amino acids)
Source: RefSeq, a predicted model, not a curated record
ACCAAGCGCGCGACAUCGUGGCAUUUUGGGGGAUGACAAAUGCGUUCGUCAACUGUUAUGGAUUACAAUAACAUACCAUCGUGUGCGUUAUACAGGCAUAUUGGUACAGUAAUAGUACGUCUCAAGAUGGAAGUUUCCAGCGUGUUAUGUUGCCAACGUGAUGUGUGUCCGGCGUCCGAAUGUCCGGAGUCGAUACACAGGCCGACCCGAUGUGAACAAUGUACUAGGACUAGAUUAAUUAGUAAAUGUGACUGUGAUAGUGAUAUUGUGGAUAAAUGUCGACCCUACAGAUCGAGCACGGCCAGGAGUAGAUACGUCAACGUCUGCGCAGCGGUUUGCCUGCUACUGUUGGUCGGUGGUCUUUCACCGCAAUCGUCAGCGGCACCGGGCAGGAGCCGCGCAGUCAUGUCUCGUCAGCGACGCGCUGUCGGUGUAUCAAAUGAGGACUCCUGGUUAAGCAACCCUUGCGAUUACGCAGAUCCUAAUGCAAAACCCCACGUGCCAGACCCAAAACAACUCGCGAAGGAUCUCGUAUGGCAAGCAAGGGACGCUUACUCGUCCGCAGCUAAAUACAAGGAUACAUUCGUGUGUAAACUCUACAGUCACCAAACUUUCGACGAGUUUAUGAGCUCAACGCCUUCAGCGGGCGAAUGGCUCCGGACGUUUGAGUUACCCGAAAAAGUUUAUCCUAAAGAAAAAGUACUCAAUAAGGACAUGCCAGAUGAAUACAUAGAAGAAUUAAUGAGUGACAUAGACAAAUUGUUACCGUUUAUGCACAAGGCCCUGAAGCUCAUCGUAGCCGGGCUUCGCUCCUUUUCCACUGAGGGGCUCAACGCAGAACUAAUCUCUGAGGAAAGUCUUAAGGUGGACAUCAACAAUACUACGAGCGCCGUGCGGGCUGUCUUAUGUAGCUUCCACGCCAUAAUGUACAAACGCGACCUAGAAAUACUACCGCUUCUGGAAUCGGAGGUCCCCAAGUUCAACCAAAGCACCCUGUUGCGCGACGGGUUCCCUCUCUACAGAGACACUCUCAACUACCUGGAGUACCUGAGGCAGGUGUUCCAGAAGCUGUACGGAGUUGCUUAAAGCAAACGCUGUGGUUGUGUAACUAGACUCCGUUAAGACCGCUAAAGUUUCGAGGAGCGCUGCGCGUUUCACUCCGAACAUAAUUUUGGCUAUUCUACUUAAUAUUGGUGCUUAUCGUAUGUACGUAACGUUAAUUGUUACGCUAGCAGUACUCUUCACUUAAGUUAGCUCGAUAAAACUUAAACUUAUAAACCAAUUUUACACCUUUGGCUGUUGUUUAGAGAAUUACCGUAUUAAAAUGUCAUUGCCAUUACAUUGCCAUUUUGGUCUAGAACGAAUUAGUUCCUUUUUGUUGUAAAUAGUGACGAAUUUAAAUUGUAUUAUUUAUUAUGCUGCUGAUAUUAACAUUCUAAAUUUCCCGAUUAUCCUAGUCAAGGUCUUAAUUUAUUUAUUUCUUGCUUAGCUCCACUUUAGUUUCAAUUUCUUUAUUAAUGUAUUAUUUAAUUAAGAUUUUAGUGUUAGGUUCCAUUCCACCAUGAAAUUGAUGUUGAUCGUCAACGAUGUUAAUAAAUUUGUUUAGUUUAUUGAUAUGUCUGAUGGUAUUGAGGCUCGUUUGAGUCUGAUGUAUAUUGCGAUCGACUUUGGAUGCUUUAGGAGUGGCUACUGCGACGCCACCGUGCAGUGGGUCGCGGCUCGAGGCUGCAAAAAUAAUUUUAAUUUGUACAUUCUAUUCCUACUUUCUCUAGUAUUAUUACUUGACUCUUGUUAACUAUUUAUAUUACUGUUACAUAAAUCCAAUGAAAUAUGACUAGCUUUAAUAGAGCUGUUAAUUAUAUUAUUGUAAAGUACAGAGCCAGUGUAUUUACGACUUAAUCAUUAUUUGUAUAGUUCAAAUAAUACAUAUUUAUAACUGUGACAAACAUCGAAUUCUAUGUUUGUAAAAUUAAAUUAUUAUUACAUUUA